Messenger RNA from Cladocopium goreaui, 2281 nucleotides. The record is from the annotation of a GenBank genome assembly. Lineage: Eukaryota; Dinophyceae; Suessiales; Symbiodiniaceae.
AUGCCAUCAGUGGUUCUGGAGGUGUCACACCACGUUUUGAUCAAAGUUUCGACGAUCGAUGGCUCAGAGGUCGCAGACGCCAUUCACAAAUUCUCUGCAAGCAUUGACGAUUUCCAGGACCAAACACAUGAUGUCGUCAACGUCCGAAACGCGAUCCGGGACUUCGCGGGCCGCGUGGAGAGUUUCAAGGAGCAAGCUUCGGAAGACACAUCACAGGCUACAGCAGGGAUCAGCGACUUGGAUUCUCAGCUGGGAAGACUACAGGAAACUGUUGCAGUCAGUCGCAACAGUUCGAAGGCUUCAAAGGGCACCGGCGAGGUCACGCAUGCAGUGAAGGGACUAGCAGAUCAGAUGGACGUACUCAAGAACCAAUCGAUGAACGCGAUGAAAGUCGUCAACACCUUGGAGAAGUUCACAGGUCAGGUGGAUGACGUCAAGGUGCCCGGGGACAUCGUGGAUGUUGCUGGUAGUAUCGACAAGUUUGCGGGGCAGAUGGACGCCUUGAAGGAGAAAGCCAAGAGUGCAGAGGAAGUCCAGGCGGCCGUGAAAGAGAUGGACGAGAAGAUCAAAGCCAUGCAAGGAAAGACGGCAGGUGCCCUGGGCGCCACAGAUGGCCUAAAGAAGUUGACGGACGAACUUGAUGCCAUGGAGGCCAAAACUCGGAUAGCAGUGAGGGUGGCCAAUGGUAUCAAAGCAGUCGCCAGCCAAAUGGCAGUUGUGAAGGCCAUGGCCGGAGACACCAUGAACGUCAGCAAAGAAAUGGGUGAGCUAACGACGCAGCUGGACGGGUUGAAGGUGAAAACCGCGGCGGCACUGAAUGUCUCUUCCACCAUCAAGACCUUGACUGAGAAAUUGCAGGUCUUGAAGGUAGCUCGAAGUCAAUCCGAUACCAAGAAAAGCAUGGCCAAGGUGGAGCGCACCAAACAGUUAGCCAGCGAUAUCCAGCAGUUGAAGUAUUCGGUGGAAAUUGCUGCACUCAACGCCGGGGUCCUUAGAUUCCUCGGAGUGACGGUCGCCUUUUGGACCCAAAAAAAACCCGAGGCGGUCCACAGCAUCAACCAAAUGGCGUCACAAGCCAAAGCCCUCAAGGGGAAGGUCUCCAUUGAAGACAUGGUCACCGGUCCGGACAGCAUCAACGUUUUGGCCAUGGGCUUGAAGACGGUCCAGGAGAAGGUGCAGAGUGCCAAUGUGACGGGAGGCCUCCAUCGCCUGGCCCAGACGGUGGGUGCCUUGCAAAAAGACACCUCGCAGGCCAUUGAUGCUUCGGACAGCCUCAAAUCUCUUGCCCAGAAGAUGGAAAAGCUCCAGGUGAAGGCAAAGUCGUUCAAUGUGUCUGGCAGCAUCGACAAGUUGGCCAGCCAUUUGAACGCCCUGCAGGAUGAAUCCGCUGGCUUCAACGUGACAGCGAGCAUCACAGGCAUCAACAAAUUAGGCGGAAGAAUGAACCAGCUGCAGGAAGAGGCACAAGCCGCGAACGUUGGAAAAAACUUGAGCAAAGUAGCCCAUCAGCUGCAGAGACUGAGUCUUCGACCACCUGGCGUCUCCACUCAGGCCCUUCCAAGCCCGGCUUUCCAGUUGGGUGCACCGCUUGCAGCCCCCGCUCCGGUACCAGCCUUCACCACGCCCGUUGCCACGGUUGCUACGGAGUCACCAGCGGUAGCGGCUUUGACCAUAGCAGGGAUGCAAGGGGGAUCUUUCAACAGCGACCGAGAUUUAGAAGGAGACAAGCCAAUCUCCAAGUGGCGAGAAACGAGCAUGAGCCAAGAGGAAUUGCAGCAGCUGCUCCAAAAGCUACCGCCUCUGAAUGUGGAGACCAUGACGCGGGUGCUCAGAACAAUCUUUCUCUGGACUUCUUGGAUACAUGAAGAUGUCGGACAUGCGUGGGCCUCCUUCGUUUACAAUCCCAUUCACACACCUGGCUUUGUGCCAGAGGAUGGACGAGGAAUUCCCUCGCCGGCGCUCGUCUAUAGGGUGGCCAUGUUUCGGAACUUCGUGGCGUUGGAGAGGAAUAAGUUGGUGGAUCCCAUAGACAGCAAGAUGUUCUCCACCACCAUUUGCAACCCGGUGGUGGGGCCUUACUCCUGGACCUCCUGUCAGAACGAAGUGGAUGGAGUUCUCGCCAAUGCCUUCACAACUUUCCAGAAGAAACUCAGGCAGUUGGGGCAACAAGAAGUCUUCGCUGAGUUCGCGCAGCACGGUCUUUUCAGUCGGGUAGACGAUGUGGAAUCCUCCGCAUCGAGUUGAGCUGGGGGUGUCCCUGAUCGAUACUAAUCCAUCCCCC